GUGACCACCACGAAGACAGGUCACAAACUGCUGCCCGCGUACAUCCGCGUGAUUCAGGGUGAUGGCGUCGACUACGAGUCGAUCCCGAAGAUCCUGAAGUCGCUGAAGAAUGCUGGCUUUGCUGCAGACAACAUGGUCUUCGGAAGUGGCGGUGCGCUGCUGCAGAAGUUGAACCGAGACACCUUCAAAUGCGCAUUCAAGUGCUCCGAGAUCACGGUGAGCGGGGAGAAGAGGGAGGUAUUCAAGGAUCCGAUCACCGACAAGGGCAAGGCUUCGAAGAAGGGCCGACUCACCGUGCAGUUGGCCUCCGAGACUACAGGCUUCAAGGAUGCCGACAAGUACAAGCCACGCCAGGGAGACAAGGGAGUGGCAGGCGGCACCGGCUUCCUUCACUACAGCACGGACGGAAAGAUCGUCACUGUAGCCAGCGGCAUGGGAGAUGCUUCGAAGGACUUGAUGGUGGAGGUUUUCCGCGAUGGCCGCUUGCUGAAGGACUACUCCCUAGAAGAGAUCCGCAAGCGUGCUGACAUUCCACAGGGUCCUUUCGCAGACCCACCAAAGGAG
Molecule: messenger RNA, 564 nt
Organism: Symbiodinium sp. CCMP2456
Lineage: Eukaryota; Dinophyceae; Suessiales; Symbiodiniaceae
Source: the annotation of a GenBank genome assembly